Daphnia magna is the source of this 1288-nucleotide messenger RNA. RefSeq names its product chymotrypsin-1. Gene Ontology annotation, molecular function: serine-type endopeptidase activity. The transcript is spliced from 6 exons. Bases 262 to 1104 code for a protein of 280 amino acids. The record is from RefSeq and is a predicted model, not a curated record. Lineage: Eukaryota; Metazoa; Arthropoda; Branchiopoda; Diplostraca; Daphniidae. Gene Ontology annotation, biological process: proteolysis.
UUUAAAAUAAAGUCUAUGUGCCUCAUUAAUAUCUUCCGUACGGAGGUAACUUUCCGCAAACUUUACCGAGGGAAUUGUUGUAUGCACUUUUUGGAUUAUCUUGGUAGCACGUCAAAAUGUUUGUUGGUUGACUAGAUAAGUCAAAAUCGCAGUCAGCCACGGGGUUUCUGCUUUCCUUCACAUAGGUUUGUUGCCUGUGAUAAAAAAAACUUCCGUGACAUCAAAUUAAUUAAAAUUGUCUUGCGCACCAUCUAGCCUAAAAUGCGGAUUCUAUUCGCCAUAUCGUUCCUUAAUGUCAUCACAGCCUUCCAAGUUUUAUCGCUUACGUCUUUAACAGAUGAAACUGCAGCUAGUCGCAUACUAAACGGAAUUUCGGUCGUAAUCGGAGAAUUUCCUUAUGUCGUUGCAAUCAAAGUGGAAGGCAAGUUCCGUUGCGGCGGGUUUAUCUACAACGAAAGAUGGGUCGUUACAGCUGCUUCUUGCGUGAACGGAUUCCAGAAUGUGUUGGACCGCGUGACUGUGGAAGCUGGAAUUGUAUCUUUACAAUCGCCGGAACUAAGUCAACAACUCAUCCGGAUCGAAUCUUUCCAUCUUUACGAUUCUUACAACGAAUCACUCACCGGACCAUUACAUGACCUUGCCCUCAUACAGACGAGAUUGCCCUUUACAUUCAACUCGGAAGUGAAUUUUUCGUAUUACGACGAAACAUCGGGUGAAGUGGCAACAUUCGUCGGAUGGGGUGUCGCAGAAGCAAUUGAAGAUGGCGGCUCGUAUUCGAAUGAAUUGCGCAAGGCAACGCUUACUAUUAAUUCAAACAUCUGUCAAUCUUCUUAUGCAGGAUCCUAUCAAAAUGCCUACAUGAUCUGCACUGGAGACACGCAGAGUCCUUGCCACUACGACGAAGGAUCACCGCUGGUACAGAACGGAUACGUCGUUGGCGUCAUGUCUAGAAACAAUGGCUGCGACGCUACUGGAACUGUAGUGCCAACCAUUUACACCCGGCUGUCGGUCUACUACAAUUGGAUGGUCGCUAUAGCCGGAAUACAACCUGUUCCCUCUCUUGUCCAAAUGAAUCGUUCACUUUCUGAACCUAAAGAGAAUUAAAAAUUGAAUAUAACAAUUAAGCAUAAUUUCAAUUUUCAACUAAACAAAUUUUGAAUUGUCUUUCUUAUUUCGACAACGUGUGGCGCUAGCUGUCCCCCCCAUCGUUAUCAUUACUAUCAUCUAUUGGUGACGCAUCGGAAAGUUGACCGAAAUGGUGUCCUAAAUACAUAAUUUAAAAGUUCAA